AUACCGGUCAAAGCACACAUGUCUCAGACAAGCUCCCACGUCCCAGGCAUCGUUAGGAAUUUCUGACUGUCUCAAAAUGUGGAUUUGCCCUUUAGUGAACCAUUGACAAAGAUAGCAGUCUUUCAAGAGGUUGCGAUGAAAGACUUGGGUACUCAUCCGCCAACGAUCCCGCGGGCCAUUCCCAAAUGCAACCUACACCCACGUGACGCCUACAAUGCCCACGACCUCUCUGCCAGAACUUGUCCCGUUAAGAAACAAUGUCCAACCAAAGAUCCCUCUCCCUGUCCGACCGUAUUAACCUUCACACCAGAAAAGUUCACAGCCAAAAUCACUGGAUCAGCAACAUCAAGCUCCUAAUUUGUCUCCUCGAUCACCAACUUUACGCACGCCUCGUACGCCAGUUCUAUGAGCUCUACAAAACUGUCGAGGAUGAAGUGACUCGGCAUAUCGAGGCUGGAGAUGAGGCUGGGCUGCUGUUGAAGCAGGUCGCUAUGAGGGAGAUUUUUAGAGAGGAAGCGUUUCGAGAGGAUGCCAGGUACUGGUGCGGACCUGACUGGAGAGAUUGGAAAGAAUCAGGUCCGAUGAAGAAGUACAAGGCACACGUCAAGGAGCUGUCUGAAAAAGAACCAGUUGUGUUAUUGGCGUAUCUCUAUACGAUGUACUUGGGCCUUUUUGCCGGUGGCCAACUUGUUCGCCGCAAACUUGCCAAAAAAUUAGGCUUCGCUCCUUCUUCGUGCAGCGGAGGAUCGGAGGGCCUCUCUAUCUUUACCUUUUCCAACCCGAUUUUUGAGCUCAAACGCGCAUAUCAUCAGAGGUUUGAUGCUUUGGAAUUGAGUGAAGAUGUUACACAGCGGAUCUUGGACGAGGCGCAACUUGUAUUCGCAAAGAACUUGGUGAUUAUUGCGGACUUGGAGGGUCUUCCUGGGGCAUUGUGGAGACUUUUUAUUGUUCGACUUUGGUGGAUCUGGAUGGCUCUAAUAGCGGUGUGGUUCAUGUGGAAAACCCUAUCCUGAAUCCUAAAAGUAUGCUGAGAAAGGAGAUCUCGCUGGACUGCUUGACCACGGCUUGUGCAUACGUGCACAGCGAAUGGCGAGGGCCAUCUCUUCGAAUCGCGGCGGUCACAAUUCUCUCACUUCAUCAGAAUUUGGCUUGCCAAACUUUAGAUAGCUUAUGAAGUACCAAUUUUCGUACAGGUUACCGGUGAAGACGUCUUUGGUGAGCUGUACUGGGAAGGCCUGUUGACCCGGGUUAAUAUCUGCCUGUCUCGAUGGCAGACAUUUGAGUUGCAGCAGAGGAUCAUAGUACACCUAUAGACUGAUGCAUAGUAUUGCUCUCGUCGCCGGUGGCCGCAAACUGGCAGUAUCAUGCUCUUACAAAUAUCAAUGAACCAUUUGUUACAGUGUA
Spizellomyces punctatus DAOM BR117 is the source of this 1404-nucleotide messenger RNA. RefSeq lists its product as uncharacterized. Gene Ontology annotation, molecular function: heme oxygenase (decyclizing) activity. The record is from RefSeq and is a predicted model, not a curated record. NCBI's taxonomy places the organism in Eukaryota, Fungi, Chytridiomycota, Chytridiomycetes, Spizellomycetales, Spizellomycetaceae. Gene Ontology annotation, biological process: heme oxidation. Bases 258 to 1013 code for a protein of 251 amino acids. The transcript has 3 exons.